CAGACUCAGCCAGGAUUGGUAUACAUCACUCGGUGACCGAUGAGCUUCAUUAAAGGAAAAGUUUUUGGCCUCAGGAAUCUGAUGACCUUCGUGGUGUAUGGGUUGUUGAUCCUUCUCUUCUCCCUCACAAUGGUUCACUGGCACAGCCACAUUCAGCCACAAUUUUCAACUUUAUCACUUCGUAUAUUAGGUGAGGGUGAAGUGGGCCAGAACCAGAAGGAUAAGACUGGUGGGUUCCUGAGUGUCUUACAUCGCUCCGUUAAGAGAAAGCUGAUAUCUGGUGCCCUGCCCUUGUCCACGAGCAUCAAGUCAGAGUGGAAAUUGUGGGGAAACGAUUCGCAAGAGAGUCCCUGUUCUAGUUACACCACCAGCCUCAUAAAGAAAGGUUUCCUCGGUGAAGGCCGCCCCCUCUCUGAAACCCUCGUGAGGAAGACACACCAAAAUGUUCGACUAUCAUUUGAAUACCAUGCCUCCAGCAUCAGGCACCCCACCUUGCUGCUCAUCAGAAACCCCGCCAACGCUCUGAUCUCCUUCUACAAGUUCAGUAAGAGUCACAGUCACGUAGACCAGAUUUCAUACGAGCUCUUCUCUUCAGAGAACUUCCACAAGUUUGUGAAGACCAACUUGGUGAAAUGGAUGACUCUGGCCGUUACUUCACUUACGAUGAACGAUGCACCGCUAUACGUGCUGUACUACGAGCGUUUAUUGGAGAACCCCAUAGAGGAACUGACCAAGGUCCUCGCCUUCCUCGGUACGACCACCACCACCACCACCACCAUCAACAACAAAAUUGCUAGUUCUUGGUCCUUCUUUCUUACUUCACGUAAUUAAUCUGUUCCUUUUUCUCGUCCUCCUCUUCUUCCUCCUCUUCCUCCUCCUCUUCUUCCUCCUUUGCUUUUCUUUGUUUUCUUUGUCCUCUGUUCCUCUGUAUCCACCCUUCUUUGUGUUGCCUCUCUUGUGUCUCUAGUUGUUUCUGUAUGUCAUAUGUAUAAGAGAUGAGCUAGAGAUAAAUAGACAGAUAGACAGAUAGACGGACAGAUAGAUAAACAGAUAGAC
This is a messenger RNA of Portunus trituberculatus (swimming crab), 1056 nucleotides long. RefSeq names its product WSCD family member AGAP003962-like. Bases 40 to 831 code for a protein of 263 amino acids. Lineage: Eukaryota; Metazoa; Arthropoda; Malacostraca; Decapoda; Portunidae. Gene Ontology annotation, molecular function: sulfotransferase activity. The transcript is spliced from 10 exons. The record is from RefSeq and is a predicted model, not a curated record.